AUGAUGCCUGCAGCCACGAUGCAUGAGAAAAUUCAAAGGAGUUCGGCUGCUGGUCAGCCUGCUCCUUCGCACUCUCAGCCUCCUGUAUAUCAUUCUAAUACUGCACCUAAACGCACUCUCUCAUCUAAACCUCACCUUGCUAGGAACAGUAAGCUCACACUAUAUUCCUUCCCAGACUCUUCGGACCGCCCACAACACCCGUCGCUCUCUCGCGUCAAGGGCCGAAAUAAUAUGUUUACUCCACCUCCAAUGAGCGCUGAGGGCUCGUGGCUGAGAGAUCAGUCACCAGCUCACCCUGGAACCAGGACCCCAAACCGCUCCCAAGACACACCAGAACCAGACACGCCUUCAUUAGUCAAUCCAUCAUCUGCUCUACUGCAGGACCUCCUCAAGGAGCAACGCGCACACCGGGGAUCGCGAGGCAAUAUCUCGGAGGAUUUGGAACAUAGUGCUCCCCGAACACCUGAGACUGUUCGACUUCAUGACGAUACUGCAUCAGAAAAGGCACGCAAAAUUAACGACGCUCUCUCUGCGGGCCAGAGGAAGCCAAAAGAAAUGGGGAUGCGCGAGAUGGAUACUUACGUUUCGAAAAUGAAUAAGCUCAACUUUGAUUUGAAGCUUGAGGUCUUUCACCGCACGCAGCAGAUGAAGAUCCUCGAACAGAAGUUGGAGCGGAUGGCAGAGAUGGAAGAACAACUUACUCAUAUGGACCAGUUGGAGGCAGAAGUGCAAGAGCUGCGGACUGUGGCACAGGAGAAUCAAAUGCUACGCGAAAAGAACAAGCAACUCAGUGAAGAUUUCAAAAACCGAGAUCAGGCAGUUGUCGAAGCAGUUGACCUCAUUUGUCAGUUGGAAACCAAAAUCGAUGUGCUGGAGAAUGGCGGGCGAACUUCGAAGAUGUCCAUGUCGCGCCCAAGGACUGCAGAUGGCUCCGAUGUGCUGACGCCAAAAGCCCGCACAAUGGUCGAGAUUCCAGAGAGAACGUCGUCCAGACGAAGUUCGAGAUCAUCCAGUGUUAUGAACGUGGCCCGCCGCCAGACAUCAUCCGAACUACGGAAACUCUCGAAGGCGCCGUCAUUUUUGCGACUUGACGACAAGAGUACUGCAACCCUGCGAGGCCUAUAUGAGCCACACAAAGAAUCGCGCACCGAGACGACUGGACUUGCAAAGUCGGAAAGUUUCCAUACUAUGACCGAAACCAUGGAGCCGGAAUCUCCCAGACUGAGCGUUCUGAGCGAAUGCAGUGAGCUGAAUACUUUCGACACGCCUACAAGGUGGGACGAGCUUGACCAUAUUGAUAUUCCCGUCCGGAAGGCAUCAUCAACCACGGGCAGUAUAGAUAGCUAUGUUCGACCCUUCCAGCGGGAGGAGAGCAAAGAAGAUCAGAUCGACCGGUGGAUGCAGUCCAGAGAGGAUAUGAAUGACACUAUCAUUACCAGGCGGAGGAACCGAGCAUAUUCCGAUGCCUCCAAAGCUGGCAUUCCAAGUCUUGUGGCCGAUCUCUACUCUCAAAAGCCUCGUGGACGUGGGCGCUUGGAUGGAUCACUCUUCGAAGGAAUAGCCUUACCUCCCACACCCGACACAAUGAGCACAGCAUGUGUCAUGGGAACCAAUCGUUCAAAUGGCUCUAAUGGUUCAAAUGGAAGCAUUGCAGGUCGAAAGAGCUUCCGCAAUGACCAUGACCCGUUCUUCACUGCCCAGCCAAUCAACCGACCCCACUCAGCUGAGGAGAUGGCAAACCGUUGCAGCUUCAAUAGCGAGGUCACAGACAGCAUGCAGGCCAAUUUUGGUGACACCACGGGGUCAGGAGGUGCGGUCGAGUCCCACACCAUCUUGCCCUCAUAUACCAAUGUUUCCUCCAAGGCCAGCGAGCUCCUCGGCCCUGGAAGCCCUAAUAAUCCUGCUAUCGCAACUUUCGGAGACAUCCACCAUGUUACUGCAAACCAUGUGUCCACUCCGACGAUUCAUCGCGUCCGCAAUGUACCAAAAGCUAUGACCCCAGAACCGCAGUGCAAUGAGAGUGACGGAUCACCGCCGCUUACACCCCAGGACUGGAUUGCUGCUGCAAACCAAGGCCCUCGGUCUCGGAAAGAAAAGGCUCGUGUGACUAGUCCCGAGCUCCAGCAGAGUGAUAUGUCUCCACGAAAGGCCUUCCGCCCAGUCGUUUUCGACGAUGACGGCAGCGUCGCCUCAGAUCCAAUCGAGGCAGAUUCUCCUCGAAUCCCAACGCUUGACAUGACCACACUCGACAUAUUGGAACAGCCACUCGAAGUACCCCAAGGAAGCCCUCAACCAGAAGCCGACCCAGAACGUCGCCGGCGCCUCAGCUUCCGGCCCCCCUUCUUUAGCCGAUCCACCAACCACCCCCGCCCUCUACAGGCUUCUCCGAUCCUUAAUGAUUUUGAAGACGAUGAAGACGGUGCCCCAUCCCCUAUAAUUCCUAAGACCCGAACCAUGGGAGGCAGUGGUCGUAGACCUGCCUCUCAAAUCUACAGCAACCCAAACGAGUUGUACUCCAGCCUCCAAAUCUUUAGCGAAGAGCCAACCAGCUUCCCAAGAUGCCUCCCACAGUCCUCCACAGAACCAAGAAUGGCAGAUCUUGGCACCCCAGCAGCCGACUCUGGUCGCCCCUCUACCUCGCACGGCCCUGAGCACAAGCGUCGAAGCUCUCUCGGUAUCAUCGGCUGGAUGAAAGGCAAAAUCUCUGAUUCUGCCGACAAGCCUGAGUCUGCAAAGGAGCCUCGCACCCCCUCACGUCUGGCAUCAGAGGCCUCUAACGGGGUUGGAAUAAUCCAUCCCGAGACAUCGGAGUCAUUCGAGGUGCCUGCUGCCAGACCUCGCUCGGAAGUCAUAACUCAUGAUGAUCUAGCCCGGCGGCCUAGGUAUAUGGGUCGCCGUGCGCGCCGGGGAUGA
Penicillium salamii is the source of this 2913-nucleotide messenger RNA. Lineage: Eukaryota; Fungi; Ascomycota; Eurotiomycetes; Eurotiales; Aspergillaceae. The record is from the annotation of a GenBank genome assembly.